UCCCCAUAGGCCCCUGCGCGACUCCGGCUGGGCAGGAUUCCGGACAACGCCUGGUUCCUCUCGGGUCCUUCCGGCGUCGCCGGAGUGAAUUGAUCCGGGAGUUGAAGAGGGCUCCAAAGGUGGGAAGUGAAGUCAGUGCCUCAGUUGCCGGUCAGUAUAUGUUUUGUGCCCUAUUUUAUCACAAAAAAGAGAAGAAAUACUGCAGUGAAUGAAGAUUCCUCUGCAUUUUAGCACUGCCUUUUCUACUGUAGUUGGCUUUUGAAUGAGGAUGACAAUGGAAGAGAUGAAGAAUGAAGCUGAGACCACUUCCAUGGUUUCUAUGCCCCUCUAUGCAGUCAUGUAUCCUGUGUUUAAUGAGCUAGAACGAGUAAACCUGUCUGCAGCUCAGACACUGAGAGCAGCUUUCAUUAAGGCUGAAAAAGAAAAUCCAGGACUCACGCAAGACAUCAUUAUGAAAAUUUUAGAGAAAAAAAGUGUAGAAGUUAACUUCACAGAGUCCCUUCUUCGAAUGGCAGCUGAUGAUGUAGAAGAGUAUAUGAUUGAACGACCAGAGCCAGAAUUCCAGGACCUAAAUGAAAAGGCACGAGCACUUAAACAAAUUCUCAGUAAGAUCCCAGAUGAGAUCAAUGACCGAGUGAGGUUUCUGCAGACAAUCAAGGAUAUAGCUAGUGCAAUAAAAGAACUUCUUGAUACAGUGAAUAAUGUCUUCAAGAAGUACCAAUACCAGAACCGCAGGGCACUUGAACACCAAAAGAAAGAAUUUGUAAAAUACUCCAAAAGUUUCAGUGAUACUUUGAAAACCUAUUUUAAAGAUGGCAAGGCAAUAAAUGUGUUCAUAAGUGCCAACCGACUAAUUCAUCAAACCAACUUGAUACUUCAGACCUUCAAAACUGUGGCCUGAAAGUUGUAUAUGUUAAGAGAUGUACUUCUCAGUGGCAGUAUUGAACUGCCUUUAUCUGUAAAUUUUAAAGUUUGACUGUAUAAAUUAUCAGUCCCUCCUGAAGGGAUUUAAUCCAGGAUGUUGAAUGGGAUUAUUGCCAUCUUACACCAUAUUUUUGUAAAAUGUAGCUUAAUCAUAAUCUCACACUGAAGAUUUUGCAUCACUUUUGCUAUUAUCAUUCUUUUAAGAAUUAUAAGCCAAAAGAAUUUACGCCUUAAUGUGUCAUUAUAUAACAUUCCUUAAAAGAAUUGUAAAUAUUGGUGUUUGUUUGACAUUUUAACUUGAAAGCGAUAUGCUGCAAGAUAAUGUAUUUAACAAUAUUUGGUGGCAAAUAUUCAAUAAAUAGUUUACAUCUGUUAAA
Molecule: messenger RNA, 1301 nt
Organism: Prionailurus viverrinus (fishing cat)
Lineage: Eukaryota; Metazoa; Chordata; Mammalia; Carnivora; Felidae
Gene: PDCD10
Product: programmed cell death 10
Exons: 8
Coding region: 263-901 (212 amino acids)
Biological process (GO): positive regulation of MAP kinase activity; regulation of Golgi organization
Cellular component (GO): FAR/SIP/STRIPAK complex; Golgi apparatus
Molecular function (GO): protein kinase binding
Source: RefSeq, a predicted model, not a curated record